AUGCUACAGAAACUACGACUCAAGACGGGCAAGCUGCUUAGCAGACUGGCCUUCUUACAACGGUGUCGAGAUAAAGAAGUGUUGCCGAAAUUUGCCAACUUGCGGCACUCUGUUAGCACGACAAGAUCCAGACGCAUACUACAACGAGCCGGUGCGGCCCUGGUGCGCGAACACAUACGGGUCACCAGGCAGGAGUUAGAUAAGAACGCAAGGAUGCUGCUUACUCAACACCUUCGAUUGGCAUCCUAUCUCCCACCACACACAUGGGAGUGGCUCGACGGAAACACAUAUGCAAGCAGUGAGAUCCACAAGAGAAAAGCCACGGAAAAACAAUGUGGCAAGUUCACCAGACUGUAUGGAGCCCGGCAACAUGCCGACCACACAACCAAUGCCAAGACUGUCAUCAAUCUGGCAGGCAAAGAACUGGACGAGACCACAAUAUCAGUGCUGUCGAGAGGACUUAACUUUGCUCCAGUACCCAGGACACUACCUAAGCGAGACAUUAUCAGCAGCAUCGAGCAAGCCGUGCACGGCCUCCCUACGGAGGCAGCUGAGGAAGUUAGGAGAGAGACGUGCAGGGUCCUGGAGAAGGCAAAAAUGCCCAAGAACAACAUAACGUCUGCUGAAUGGAAGGCUCUUAAGGCCCUACGACAGUUGACUGUAGUAAUCUCACUUGAAUAG
Molecule: messenger RNA, 681 nt
Organism: Schistocerca serialis cubense
Lineage: Eukaryota; Metazoa; Arthropoda; Insecta; Orthoptera; Acrididae
Exons: 2
Coding region: 1-681 (226 amino acids)
Source: RefSeq, a predicted model, not a curated record